AUGUUGCGAGCUGCUGAGUUGCGGCACAUUAAAUUGAACACGGUUGCAUAUAAUUCUGCGAUUGGAAGUUACAUGAAUUUUGGGGACUUUGAAAAAGCAAUAAUGGUGUAUGGGUCGAUGAGGAAACACAAUGUUAAACCCGAUUCUGUCACUUACAAUGUGUUGAUAAGUGGUUGCUGUAAGAUGUCAAAGUUCUCUAAUGCACUUGAAUUUCUCAAUGAAAUGUUGGACCUCAAAGUUCCAUUAUCACAAGAGGUGUAUUCAUCUGCUAUAUGUGCCUAUAGUAAACAGGGUCAACUUGCUGGAGCAGAAUCAAUGUUUUCCAUGAUGAAGAUGGCUGGUUUUCAUCCUGAUGUUGUCACAUAUACUGCUAUGCUACAUGCAUAUAGUGUUGCUGCUCAAACUGAAUGUCUUGUGGAAAUUCCCAAAGCUCCUCCCGGAACUGAGCCCAAUAAAAUUCUUUCCUUUGUUGGAAUGCAUAUGGAUGUUGUUACUGCCAACCCUUCUGACUGGAAUUUUGAUCCUUUUUCGCUGAGCAUUGAUGGGGAUAAACUACGGGGACGCGGAACUACUGAUUGCCUUGGGCAUGUCGCUCUUGUAGCUGAACUUAUGACGAAACUGGGAGAGACAAAGCCACAGCUGAAGUCCUCUGUUGUUGCUGUUUUUAUAGCCAGUGAAGAGAAUUCAUCUAUUCCUGGGGUUGGUGUGGAUGCAUUGGUUAAGGAUGGAUUGCUCGAUAAGUUGAAACAGGGGCCUUUAUUUUGGAUAGAUACAGCGGAUAAACAGCCUUGCAUUGGGACAGGUGGCAUGAUACCAUGGAAACUCCAUGUUACCGGAAAGCUUUUCCACAGUGGUUUGCCCCAUAAGGCUAUUAAUCCCUUGGAGCUAGCAAUGGAAGCACUCAAAGAGAUCCAAUUACGGUUCUAUAAAGAUUUCCCUCCUCAUCCUAAGGAACAAGUUUAUGGAUUUGCAACACCAUCAACAAUGAAACCAACUCAAUGGUCUUAUCCAGGAGGUGGAAUUAACCAAAUUCCAGCUGAAUGUACAGUUUCAGGGGAUGUUAGGUUGACUCCAUUUUACAGUGUAUCAGAUGUGCUGAAGAAGUUACAGGAGUAUGUAGAAGACAUAAAUGAAAAUAUUGAGAAGCUUGAUACUAGGGGCCCUGUUUCAAAAUAUGUGCUACCAGAUGAAAACCUAAGGGGAAGAAUCACACUAAGUUUCAACGAGGCAAAUUCUGGAGUUGCUUGCAAUCUUGAAUCCCCUGGUUUCCAUGUCCUAUGUAAAGCGACUGAACAGGCAGUGGGGCAUGUAAAGCCCUAUUCUAUUACUGGUAGUUUGCCACUUAUUAGAGAAUUGCAGGAUGAGGGCUUUGAUGUCCAAACUGCAGGCUAUGGCUUGAUGGCUACAUACCAUGCCAAGAAUGAGUACUGCCUUCUAACUGACAUGUGCCAGGGCUAUCAUGUGCCUUGUGCCCAUGUCAUG
Molecule: messenger RNA, 1482 nt
Organism: Coffea arabica (coffee)
Lineage: Eukaryota; Viridiplantae; Streptophyta; Magnoliopsida; Gentianales; Rubiaceae
Product: acetylornithine deacetylase-like
Molecular function (GO): hydrolase activity; protein binding
Source: RefSeq, a predicted model, not a curated record